This is a messenger RNA of Choloepus didactylus (southern two-toed sloth), 6139 nucleotides long. RefSeq names its product OTU deubiquitinase 3 (gene OTUD3). The record is from RefSeq and is a predicted model, not a curated record. Gene Ontology annotation, molecular function: cysteine-type deubiquitinase activity. The transcript is spliced from 8 exons. NCBI's taxonomy places the organism in Eukaryota, Metazoa, Chordata, Mammalia, Pilosa, Megalonychidae. Bases 132 to 1328 code for a protein of 398 amino acids. Gene Ontology annotation, biological process: protein deubiquitination.
AGGCGCGGUGACCGCGUUGCCGUGGCUGAGUCUUCGGUCGCCCGCGUCGCUUCGCCUUUUCCACACCUGAGGCGGCUGCUCCGCGGUCCUCGGGUUUUUCUUCUAGCCGCUGCGGGCCGGGGGCCGGGGCCAUGUCCCGCAAGCAGGCGCCGAAGAGCCGGCCCGGCAGCGGCAGCCGGAAAGCCGAGGCCGAGCGCAAGCGGGACGAGCGGGCGGCGCGGCGGGCCCUGGCUAAAGAGCGGCGGAACAGACCGGAGUCCGGUGGCGGCGGCGGCUGCGAGGAGGAGUUCGUUAGCUUCGCCAACCAGCUGCAGGCCCUGGGGCUGAAGCUGCGGGAGGUGCCGGGGGACGGCAACUGCCUUUUCAGAGCUCUGGGUGAUCAAUUGGAGGGACACUCACGAAAUCAUCUCAAGCACCGACAAGAGACGGUGGAUUACAUGAUAAAGCAGCGGGAAGAUUUUGAACCCUUUGUAGAAGAUGACAUUCCUUUUGAGAAACAUGUGGCCAGUUUGGCAAAGCCUGGUACUUUUGCAGGCAAUGAUGCAAUUGUAGCUUUUGCAAGAAAUCAUCAACUGAAUGUGGUGAUUCAUCAACUCAAUGCCCCUUUGUGGCAGAUUCGUGGUACAGAUAAAAGCAAUGUGAGGGAGUUACACAUUGCGUAUCGGUAUGGAGAACAUUAUGACAGUGUUCGGAGGAUCAAUGACAACUCAGAAGCACCUGCACAUCUCCAGACUGAUUUUCAGAUGCUUCAUCAAGAUGAAUCAAAUAAAAGAGAAAAGAUCAAGACAAAGGGAGUGGACUUUGAAGAUGACCUGAGAGAUGAAGUAGAAGAUGCUGUCCAGAAAGUUUGUAAUGCAACUGGAUGUUCAGAUUUUAAUUUAAUAGUCCAGAACCUGGAAGCUGAAAAUUAUAAUAUUGAAUCUGCAAUAAUUGCCAUGCUUCAGAUGAACCAGGGGAAAAGAAAUAAUGUGGAGGAGAACCUUGAGUCCAGUGGCCAGGCGCUGAAGCAUUGUGGCCCUUUAUGGGAGGAGGAUGGCAGUGGCUCCAGAAUCUUUGGAAAUCAUGGCUUAAAUGAAAGCAGGACUGAAAACAAUAAGGCACAGGCCAGCCCUGAUGAAGAAAACAAGGCAAAUAAAAACCAGCUCCCAAAGGCCGCAAACAAGCAGAGGAGGGAGCAGCAGCGACUGGAGAAGAAGAAACGGCAGGAGGAGAGGCACCGGCAGAAAGCCCUCGAGAGCAGGAGUGGCCACAGGGACAACAACAGGCGUGAAGCGGAUGUGAAUACGCAGGUCACCUUGGUGAAGACCUUUGCUGCUCUCAACAUCUGACUCUGGCCUCCUGGGAGCUGUAAUGAGCUGAUGGAAAGUGGAAUGCUGUACACCACGCUUUCCAGUGAGGCCGUCCUUUUGAAAACUGAAACACAGCCAACAAAGUCCACAUAUAAACUUACACACUGAAUUAGUUUCCUCCAAGCUGCCUCUCUUUUUUUUUUUUUUUUUUUUAAGUUUCAUUAGUGAUGUGUUUUAUUUUAUGAAAGUGCAGCAAAGCCAUUCAUUUUCCAUAAUAAUUAGGUCAGGAAAACCUUUUUUUAUGUGUGGCUUUACUUGCCCUGAGAAUCAGAGUUCAGUGACUCUGGGAUCUUUCCUUAAUAGUUGGGGUGAGUUUUGCUGUAAUUGUUCAUGAAGUGGUUUAGAUUAAUUGUUAGAAAUUCAGAAUGACCAGUUUUCUUUGUUCCCUUUAACUUUCAAAUAGAUAUUAACAUACAGGGUAGUUUGUAAAUGAUCUCCAACUCAGGAACACAUUUAGAUUUAAUUUUUUUCUAAUCCAAGUUAUUCAGAAAAUAAUUCAGGAAAUGUUUUCCCAAAGUAAUGUGAUGCUGGGGCUGUGACCUAUAGUCAGGGUGGAAAUUAACAACUCCGUUUCUUCUCUUCCUGAUUCUGAUGUUAUUUCAGCUGGGUUGCAGGUGCUGUUAGUUUGUUUGCAUUCAAGCCAUAUGAUAAAUGCACCUGACUGUUCAUUAGGCCUGGGCCUUGGCAGGAAACGCCAUAGUGUUGUUGAGUUUUUGGUACCUAUUUCUUGGCAAUGUGAGGGUGGCCUGUUCCUGUUUAUUAUACACUUCUGGGAUUCUAGUCCAGAGUUUUAAAGUGAGGAAUCAAGGAGUUUCUGGGUUUUUGCCUAGGAAGAGUCUCAAGAGUUAUUUUCUUUUAUAGGGGGAGAAGGUCUAGAAGAAUGUCUGUAUUGUCAUGUUCACAUUUUACCUAAUUGUUUUCUUCCCUACUAUUCUAGACUUAGAAAGACACCAGAGAAACAAAGAUAACUUGACCUUUUCGGUUCUUAAAUUUUGCUAGUAUUUUGGAAGUGAACUCCUGUAAAAUGCUGCAUUUAUUUCUUUUUAUUUAAGCCCUGUUUAGGAUUUUGAUGUUGGAAAAGCUCUUCUGGCACCAUCCAGAAGUUGUCAGUGACUUAGGCUAGGCCAUCAGAGCAGAGAAGAUACUUGGAUAAAACUUUUGAAUGACUACACAGUUCUGAAAUUGGCAGACUUGGGCAGUUCAGAGAUGUCAUUCCUAAAACUUUGAGUUAGGUGGAUGUGAAUUUUAAAACUAAUGCAUGAGGUGGCCAACCUUGGAUAAUAUUUGCCCUUUGGGCACUUAAUAUUUAGGCAGAUAAUAUAUGCUGAGUCAGAAGUAAAUUAUUAGUUCUUUCCCCAUCCUCUCAAAUCUCAAAGUUACACAAAUUCCCAGGAGAAGGGAAAACUAUAUAAAACAAUUUUGACAUGUAUAGAAAUAUCAUUGUCUGGGCUGGCCCUGGAUUCAUUGAGUUGUCUUUAUUAGCAGGCUAUUUGCUAUCUUAGGUUUUAAUUAUGUAUUUUAAUUUUUUGUUUGCUUGAAUUUUGAAGACUUUUUAUGGUUGGAGCUUCAGUGGUCUCUUGGAAUUGCUCCCAGAACUUCUUCCUGGGUGUAGUACAUUGUAAUAUUUAGCAGAUUUUUAAAAACUGCACAGGUUACUAGAGUUUGAGGCUCUAGUAGUCAGUCCAGACAAGUGAAGGCUCUCUUUAGCCUUACUGUCUAUAAGGGAUUGGGAUCCAGUGCUUUAAGAUCUAUUAUUCCGUUGGCUUUCAACUCUGAGCAAGAUUCCUGACUGUGACAGAGCUUUUCUGAAUGAACAUUCCUCUCAGAAAGAUUGAGGUUGUAUACCAGAAAUUCAGCAGAAUUAUAUGUCAGAAUAUCUUAAGGGAGACUAAUUAUCAGAAGUUGUAGAAUUGCUUUUCUUAUGUGGUUAAUGAAGUUGGACUUGGUCCUAUUGGGCUUUAGAAGUUUUAGAAGCUUCUAAAAUGUUAUUAAAGAAUGUUGGGAAAAUUUAUUUAAAAAUUACCUAAUUCUGAUAAAAAGCCUCAGCAUUCCUGGGGUAAAAUAAGAGUAGUUUUAAAAACUAAUCAAAUGGUUUCAGUGAUUUUCGUUUACUACCAUUUCACAGCUUUCCAGUUAUAAUUGGUCUGUGUUUGGCUAAUAUGCUGAUUGUUGGGAGUUGGAUACAUGUGUCCAACUUUAGUGGUAUCUUCUAGCUAAUGGUGUGAAUUUAGAAUUCACUGCCUCAGUUUCACUGAAGUGUGUGAUAGAUGGACCCCCUAUUCUUAAUUGCCUUAAUGGACACUUGAGAAUUACGUUAUUAGCAGUCAAAAGGGAGGCCCAAUGUGCUUAGUCCUGGAUGACUGUUGCCAGUAACUGGGACCCUAGUAUAGUUACUCAGGUGAACUCUGUUGGCGGCCACAUCUCUCUCAACUUACGUUUGGGUGGUUAGAGAUUUAUGUUCAUGGGAUUGUCUCCUCAGCUUUCAGUGAGGCCAGGGAAAGAGGGCAGAACAGUGUCCUUAGCUGCUUUUUAGUCCUAUAAACUGUUAUAUGUGUUUUUUAAAAGAUUUUUUAAAGGUCAAAAUAAGAAAAAAUUUUAGUGGUAACAGUUUUGAACUAGAGAGCUAGAUGUAUUAAAACAACUUAGAAUCACAACUUCUAAAUAAUAUAUUUGCUGCCUGGAGACAUUAGAGAAUUAGGAUGUAUAGGUAUAUUUAAUUUUUCAAUAAUAUGAAUAUAUGCUUUCAGAAGCUAAGUCAGGUUGAGGAAUUGUGGCAGAAAGAAGAAUUUUAAAUAUUGGUUGAGUUUGUCUAUAAACUUUUAUAAGCUCUAAAAACAUUUCAAACCCAUUUUGAUUAUAGGGGCUCAUGAAGUGGGAUCUCCCUUGUGGGGCAGCUAGAGCUGGGCUUAGAGGGAACCUUUUUGUAGGUAAUUUAUAACACCCUGCCUUCCCCAGGGAACUUUUACAAUGUGAAAUGUAUGAUGUGGGUGGGAUGGGGCAGAGAUGAGGAGAGGGACAUAUUAAGUGGCAGAGAGAGUUACAUGUUAUGUAGGUAGACAGCAGGUGGACUUUGGCAUUGAACUGCACUUGCAGUGAGUCCCUGUAGUCAGGUUUCUUUCAUCCUGAGACACUCUCUAGACACUGCCUGGAUUUUACUGGAUCAACACAGGUUGCUCUCAGUUUACCUCUGUGAAACAUUCAACUCAAAUACUGUUGUUGGUUAAAGGAAACUUCAAUUCCUAGUCAGAGUUGACUGAAAGUCACACCGACCUAAAAGGUCUUUGCGGGCGGGAAGAGAAUGGAGCUUCUUAAUUUUAGUGUGUCACAUCUGUGGCCCUCUCUGACUCCCAUUUUGGCUCUUCACUUUUUUACCUCAAGGCUCUGCCUCUCUAUAUCAAACCUUUAGACUCAGAAUCUGAUGUAGGUUGUCUGUGUUUUGUCAUUCUCAUUUUUCACAGUUCCGUUCAUCUCAGCUUUCAGAGCAGGUGUUGGGAAAACUCUGGGGCCUUCCAUCAGUUGUUCUGAGGUGACUUACUAAUGGCGCUUUUUACAAGGUACUAUUUUCUGACUCGAAAGUAAAUUGUAUUUUUCCUUUGACAUUGUUGAACUGAAGCUCUUUCCACAUCUAGACACUUCUAAAAUAUAACAAAGAUGGCUAUUUAAAUUAUAGCAAAUCUUCUGUCAUCACAUAUUAGAAAGGGGAAAAUCAGUAAUUUCUUUGAAAGUGGAAAUACUGUUUAAUGUCACUCACAAAGUAUGUGUACGGUUGUGUGACUCAAAAUGUACACUACUGAGACUGGAGCCCCAGAAGGAGCUGUUCCUUGUGUACCACCUGGCCCUGUUCUUUCCCAAGGUGAAACCUCAGGCUCCCAACUAUUUCUUCUAAGGGAUUAUUUUCUAUAGUAUCUCUACUUAACUGUCCUAAUUAGGACUACUUUGUAGCUCACUUAAAAUGUUUAGCAUUCUUGCAAAGAUAAUUGAGAAUGGGCUUUUCCCAUUGUAAAGAGUAUAUUUCCAUAAAACAUGAACUUCUGCAUAGGGAUUUUAAGAGUAUACCUGAGAUGCAGAAUUUCUGCUUACUGUGCUGGUAGUUGUGGAGGGUGAUUGUCACUGGACACAACUGUGGUGUGCCUGUUGGCGUACGGCAGGUCACUGUUGCUAUCCGUUCAUGACAAUCAUUUGAGUACAGUUGCAGACGUCAGCCUGUUUUGGUCCCUUGACCAAAACUUGAGAAAUGCUACCAGUGGGCUUCGCACAUCUUUGUCCUCUUAGGUUUGUUUUCCAUGGCAGAAAGGGCCCUCGGUCUCCCUGGCUGCCACCCCAGCAUCCUUCACCAGCACUGAGCUCCGUGAAAGGGAAAGAGCCAGGAGUCAGACUUGAAACCUACUAUGCUCCUCUUUCUGCUGUGGAAGUGCUGCUGUUAUAGUCCCUUUAUUAAGAAGGGCCAGUGUGUCUGUAAAGAAGGAGCCUUCUCUUUUUUUCUGAUUGCACUAUACUUAUUCUAGCUUCAGUUUGGAGAUACUUAAGACCUCCAUGGGGUCAUGAUCCAUAGACUUAGCAAGUCUUGCCUUAUCUAUGGAGCUUGGUGGUGAGAAAUGUGAACAUUGUCUGAUGUCCAUAGUUGAUUUCCCCUAGUUUUUUUCUUUUCUUUUCAUGGAUUGUGUGAAUCUGUUUUGUUUUUUAUUUACCAAAGUACUGUAUUUGGCUAUUUGCAGUGUUUCUUUUUUUGUUUUUAAUCUUCAAUACUUGGUGCAAUAGAAGCUGCAAAUAUGUGCCACUUUAUCUAUGAA